This is a messenger RNA of Lactuca saligna, 354 nucleotides long. Lineage: Eukaryota; Viridiplantae; Streptophyta; Magnoliopsida; Asterales; Asteraceae. The record is from the annotation of a GenBank genome assembly.
AUGGUGUAUUUCUAUUUUGUUUCAUCUGUUAAAAACCCUAAUUGUAUUUGCUUCUUGACGAUCACUGUGAAUAAAACCCAUUCGCUGACUAGGUUGAGGAAAUGUAGCUUCUUUGAAUGGAAAGAUGACGAACAGACAGACGGGUACUACAAAAACCUGUUAUACUCUCUGAAGCAUAAACUAGAUGCCAAAGAUGAACUGUCUGAGAUGAACAAAUUGAGGAGAAGGAUUGCUGAAGUGGAGUUUCUGCUGUCACAGGAGCAGUAUAAGGUGGCAAAGAGUGAGAAAGAAGUUCAUGAUGGAAGGAAGGCAAUAGGCAGGUACAGGAUGAUAGUUUCCCUGUUGUUUGCUUGA